AUGGUGUCCUUCUCCUGCGAGGGCUGUGGGGAUGUCUUGACCAAGAAGAAACUCGAUCCACAUCGUAACCAAUGUCGCGGCGCCUCGUUCACAUGUCUGGACUGCAUGACCUGGUUCCACGGAACAGACUAUAGAUCGCAUACAUCCUGCAUAAGCGAAGCACAGAAGUACCAAGGACAUCUCUACCGACCAGAGAAGGACAAUCAGAACAAGAAGGCCAAGACUGAGAAGCGCAAGUCUAUGAACGGGUCACAAGCAAUGGUGCCCAAGGGCGCCUACGUGGAAGAUGCGCCGGAAGGAGAUGACAUGAAUACAGUGGCUGUCGUCGACGUUCCGCCUCGAGCACCAACUCCUCCCCCAGCUCCUGAGGCACUUCCGGGAAGUGUCAAUGUCUUCGAUUUCUUGGUCAGCGAUGCAACUCCAAAAGGUGCUGUUCAAGCGCCGGAUGAGCGCAAGAUGUUGGAGGAGUCACAGUACUCGCAAUACUCACAGUACUCCAAUGGCAAUGGCUCGAGGUACCUUCAGCAUGGAUUCUCCUACGGCAACGCGCCUCUACAGCCCGAAUUCCAGCGCUACGAUUCCUGGAACAGCAUGGCCAACAUGGUUCACGAUUCGCAAGACUCCCAGAACCUCAUGCCUCCGCCCUACACCACACCUGCACCGAAAGAGCACAAGAAGGAGAAGAAGGACAAGCGUACCGGCGAGAAGAGAAAGCGCAAUGUCGACGAUCUUGAUCUGUCAAGUGUGAAGCGACCAGUAUCGCGCGAUCAGCCAAUGUCCGAAGCACCUCGAAUCGGUGGCAGAGCGUUGCACUCAGGCCUUACAGGCGGACUCCAGCGUUUAGUAACCGACAACGACUUCUAUGAGGACCGCAUCGAGGCCGGACCAACACCUAUCAGCCCAUCGAAACGCAGCAAGCGCGAGAAGGAAGCCAAAGAUGGCGCAGCAGAGAAAGAGGCGAAGAAAGAGCGCAGAAAGUCGUCCUAUGUGAAGAGUUGGAACGACACCGCAUCGAAGGCACCGUCGAGUAGACGCGACCGCUCGCGAAGUCCGAUCAGCGAUCGUCAUCGUAGAAGUCGCCGCGACGACUCCGCCUCGUCAGAAGACCGUUCGCGCGUCAGCCGGCGCAAAGCCAUCGACUAUCCAGAUCGCCCUGGCUCGGUCCAGCCAACGGCUUCCAAUACUAUGACCGUCUUCAAGUCGCGAGCGGACCACUUCAUGUCUUUGGUCAACAAAGGUCCCGAAAGUGAGCGUGGCAUCUCCAUCAACAAGGCACUCAAGCGCUUCCACCGAGACCGCGAUGCCCUGAGAAGUGAUGAGAAAGAGGACGAAGAUAAAGAAUUGUGGAAGUCUUUGCGCAUGAGGAGGAACUCAAGAGGAGAGAUUGUGCUUUUCCAGGAGCGUUGA
Messenger RNA from Fulvia fulva, 1407 nucleotides. Its product is annotated as UPF0743 protein. Bases 1 to 1407 code for a protein of 468 amino acids. Gene Ontology annotation, molecular function: DNA binding. The transcript is spliced from 2 exons. NCBI's taxonomy places the organism in Eukaryota, Fungi, Ascomycota, Dothideomycetes, Mycosphaerellales, Mycosphaerellaceae. Gene Ontology annotation, biological process: rRNA processing; negative regulation of transcription by RNA polymerase II. The record is from RefSeq and is a predicted model, not a curated record. Gene Ontology annotation, cellular component: nucleolus.